AUGGGUGGAGAAAUCAGACCAAUAGUGAAAGCAGGGGAAGCGGAACGUGGAGGAGUAGAGAAAGAGCUGCUGAUGGUGCGGUCGUUGUCUCUAGUGGCACUACAGGUAGGAGGACGGUGGAUGAAAGGCCAGAACGGGAAAAUGAAAAACAUUUCUCUUGGUCAUGAGGGUAGGCUCAUAUCAGUUGCUGUUACUGAGGAAAGUUUCUUCACCAUUUUCCUCAUAUUCCCUUUUCCGGGUCUCUUUGGAGGACUUAUUAUCGUCCACAAAAGGUAUUUCCACCAAGUGCUGCAACCAAGCGGCAGUGUCUUCCCCACCUUAAGCACAACGGCACAGGCAAAAAGUUUCAGAAAAUUUUGCAACUCCUACAGCCGAUCACCUCCACGUCAGUCGGACACUGUAGAAACCAACAGCCACCGCACCACCGGAGCACACCGUACGUCGCUCGGGUCUUCACCAGAACCCCCGGAGCAGCGCCGAUCGUCUACCGCCCACGUCGACGGCGACCCACACAGGCUCAAAGCCACCCAACCGCCACACGCAGUACUACAGCUACAUUGUAUGAUGGACCAUGAAGAAUAUGUUGAUCUACCUUUUAAAGUUGGCCAAAUGGCAGAGUCAAGAUCAUUUCUCCAAGGUUUUCGUGGCGCAUGGUUUCGAUGCAAGAUAAAGGAGAUUGGCUCGAGAAAAGGUCUGAUGGGGCAUGCCUUAGAAUUUGUUGACUUUCCAGAUGAAAAAACAAAAUGGACACAGUUAUAUCAAAAGCGUAGAAACUGGAAGGAGGUAAAAAGGCAAUUGAUGGUUCGCCCUCAAUUUCCUCCUAUCUUUCGUGAAAGUCAAAUGCCUGACGUCAAUAGCAUCUUAGAAGUGGUAGUCAUUGUUGACAAUGUUUGGAAAGUGGGGGAUUUGGUAGAUUGGUUGAUGGAUAGUUGUUAUUGGUCUGGAAGAGUAACUGAAUUGUUGGGGGAUGAGAAGGUAAAGAAACAAACCGGUGGUGACCUUCCUGAGGUAUUUUGGUCCGGUUUUGUGUUAUCCUUGUCAAUUUUCUGUGUGUGA
Messenger RNA from Corylus avellana, 1056 nucleotides. Lineage: Eukaryota; Viridiplantae; Streptophyta; Magnoliopsida; Fagales; Betulaceae. The record is from RefSeq and is a predicted model, not a curated record.